UCCAACACAUCGCCAUGAGGUCCCUGCUGGUGCUCGUGUGUGUGGCCAUCCUCGCCGCCGUGGCUCAGGCUGGCGGCUACGGGGGCAUCGGCGGCUUUGGCGGCGGCUUUGGAGGCGGUUACGGCGGCGGCUAUGGCGGCUACGGUGGUUAUGGUGGCGGUUAUGGCGGCUACGGACACGGAGGCUACGGUGUUGGUGGCGUAGCUCGCAUUAACUAUAAUAUUUACCGAGGUUAUGGUGGAUAUGGUGGUUAUGGCGGCUAUGGCGGUGGAUAUGGCGGUGGCUUCGGUGGAGGCUAUGGUGGCGGAUACGGUGGUUAUGGUGGUGGAUAUGGUGGUUAUGGCGGUGGAUAUGGUGGAUACGGUGGUGGCUAUGGAUAUGGAAAGUAAUGUAUGGCCACAUCAUAUUGUUUAAUUUAUGUGGGAUAAACCAAAUCACGUGUUCAGAAUAUAUACUUAAAUAAUAAAUUUAUAUUUUAU
This is a messenger RNA of Eriocheir sinensis (Chinese mitten crab), 479 nucleotides long. RefSeq lists its product as uncharacterized. NCBI's taxonomy places the organism in Eukaryota, Metazoa, Arthropoda, Malacostraca, Decapoda, Varunidae. The transcript has 2 exons. The record is from RefSeq and is a predicted model, not a curated record. The coding region runs from base 15 to 389 and encodes 124 amino acids.